Molecule: messenger RNA, 1947 nt
Organism: Mauremys reevesii (Reeves's turtle)
Lineage: Eukaryota; Metazoa; Chordata; Testudines; Geoemydidae
Product: sulfotransferase 2B1-like
Exons: 7
Coding region: 283-1341 (352 amino acids)
Biological process (GO): sulfation
Cellular component (GO): cytoplasm
Molecular function (GO): sulfotransferase activity
Source: RefSeq, a predicted model, not a curated record
UGCACAACACUGGGACAAUCCUGGCUGGACACUGCACCUAUGGGUGCCUGGUGAAACAACUUUUCAGCCUCUCUCCCUUGCCAAGUUCAUCCCUGGCUGUGCUGGGGGCCGAGCUGGGUCGCUGGUGCUCGUUUCCUCGCUGUAAGAAGCGUGACUUUUGGCAGUGGCUUCUGAUGAUGCCCAGACUCCGGCUGCAGGGAGGCAGAGGUUCCCCAUCACCAGCAUUGUACUAAGUGUCUCCAGGGGCCGGUUCUCCCAAGGAGCUGGGAGGUGGGCGGUGCGAUGGACCGGAACCUGGGGAAUGGCCGUGCUCCAGACGCAGCAGCAAGCUCAUCCUUGGGGCUCCUGAACAGGUCCCUGGGCAUGGCCAGCCAGCUUUGCUGGUGGGGGAGCAGAACUGGUGAGAGAGAGACCUGGAACUCCAGAAGGGCUCAGCACCCGCAGGGCUGGUCAUCUCAGGCUCUGCGAGGCCAGGCAAUGGCAGUGGAGUAUGUCACAUAUCAGGGCAUCAAAUUCCCCCCUGCGUAUAACUCUGAGCGGAGCCUGCACUUCGCCCACAAGGAGUUCCAGGUGCAGGACGAUGAUGUCUUCAACGUCACCUACCCCAAAUCAGGCACAGUGUGGAUGACCGAGAUCUUGAGCCUGAUCCGCAGCGGCGGGGACCCAGCCUGGAACCGAACCGUCCUCAACUCCACCCGCGUGCCCUGGUUCACUACCCGCCUGGGGCUGGAGUCUGCACUGAGCUACCCCCGACCUCGCCUGCUGACCUGCCACCUCCCCAUCCACCUCUUCCCCACAUCCUUCUUUGGCUCCAGGGCCAAGGUGAUCUACACACUCCGCAAUCCCAAGGACGUCCUGGUCUCCUAUUUCUAUUUCUCCAAGAUGUGCAGCUCAUACGAGGACCCCGAGUCCUUCGAGCAGUUCCUGGGGGACUUUCUUAGUGGGGACGUGCCCCACGGGUCCUGGUUUGAUCAUGUCAGAGGCUGGAUGGAAAUGAAGGGCAAAGAGAAUUUCUUCUUCAUCACUUAUGAGGAGCUGCAGCAGGACCUGAGGGGCAGCGUGCGACGACUUUGCCAGUUCCUGGAGCAGGAGCUGGAUGAUGGAGCUAUCAACUCGGUGGUGGAGAAUGCCUCCUUCAGGGCCAUGAAAGAGAACAAGAUGUGCAACUCGACGCUGCUCCCCAGGGACAUCAUGGAUCAGGACAAGGGCACGUUCCUGAGGAAGGGCAUCUGUGGGGACUGGAAGAACCAUUUCACGGUGGCACAGAGCGAGGCCUUCGACAGGAUCUACCAGGACCGGAUGAGGGGGCUGCCGGAGGCGUUCCCAUGGGAUGCACGCUAGGAGUGAACGGCAGGAAUAAAGCAGAGCAUGGAACCGCAGGGAGCUGGGCUGAGUUAGUAGGGACAAGUGUCUGCAGUGGUUCACACAGACCGUGGAAGGGCAUGGCUCCGGCCUAGCGGGAUGGACCAGUGCCAGGAGCAUUGCCUGGCAUGAGUGUCCUCUGCCAGCACUGCCUCCCACACUCCUUCAUCCCACCAGGCGCUCGAGUCAGCUUGGCCCUAGCCUCCUGGGGCCCGUUGCAUAUCCGAUUGCCCCCGUGAAGGUGUUCAGCUGUAGCCGCCAGCCAAUGCAGCUUGCUCUGUCCGUGUCUUCUGGAUUAAAGAUCCCUUGGCCCUGUGAUAGCCCCCUGAACCUUCUCCGCAACCGCUACAUAGACUGAGGCCCUUAUGCUCGGUCACGUUCUGGGGGUGAGGGGUUGUGUCACCACGGCCUGCCCUGUAACUCUGGGUGCCUUAAAUGCUCUGCUGCUGAGGCUCACAAUCUGGACACCCAUAGCCAGCAGAUAAAAUCAUAGAAUAUCAGGGCAAAUGGCCCCAUGGUGGCCAGGAACACGGAUUGCGACAGGGAGCUUGUCCCGUCUGUGCUCUCAGGACCUGCAUGCUGGCA